CUACUAAAGACCCCACAGCUGUGGAGAGAGCCAACUUGUUAAACAUGGCUAAGUUGAGCAUCAAGGGGCUCAUUGAGUCUGCCCUGAGCUUUGGCCGCACCCUGGACUCCGAUUAUCCGCCUUUGCAGCAGUUCUUUGUGGUUAUGGAGCACUGUCUGAAACACGGCCUUAAAGUGAGAAAAUCAUUUUUGAGUUAUAACAAAACUAUUUGGGGCCCUCUGGAACUGGUGGAGAAGCUGUACCCCGAAGCAGAGGAAAUCGGAGCCAGUGUCCGGGAUUUGCCCGGCCUUAAGACACCCCUGGGUCGUGCUAGGGCAUGGCUCCGAUUAGCCCUCAUGCAAAAAAAAAUGGCUGAUUACCUUCGAUGCUUAAUUAUCCAGAGGGAGCUCCUGAGCGAGUUCUAUGAGUACCAUGCGCUAAUGAUGGAGGAGGAGGGCGCUGUGAUUGUUGGACUACUGGUCGGCCUGAAUGUGAUUGACGCCAAUCUGUGUGUGAAGGGAGAAGACCUAGACUCCCAGGUUGGAGUGAUUGAUUUCUCAAUGUAUUUAAAGAAUGAAGAAGAGAUAGGAAACAAAGAAAGGAAUGUUCAAAUUGCUGCCAUCUUAGACCAAAAGAAUUACGUUGAAGAACUAAACAGACAACUCAACAGCACAGUCAGCAGCCUCCAUUCAAGAGUUGACUCGCUAGAAAAGUCAAACACUAAGCUGAUCGAAGAGUUAGCAAUAGCAAAGAACAAUAUCAUUAAGCUCCAAGAAGAGAACCAUCAGUUACGCAGUGAAAACGAGUUGAUCCUAAUGAGAACUCGGCAGCACCUAGAGGUUACCAAAGUGGAUGUGGAAACUGAGCUCCAAACAUACAAGCAUUCCCGGCAAGGUCUAGACGAAAUGUAUAAUGAUGCCAGAAGGCAGCUUCGAGACGAGUCACAGCUGCGACAGGAUGUGGAGAAUGAGCUGUCAGUACAAGUUGGCAUGAAGCAUGAGAUUGAGCUUGCUAUGAAGUUGCUGGAGAAAGAUAUUCACGAGAAACAAGACACUCUCAUAGGCCUUCGGCAACAGCUGGAAGAAGUCAAAGCAAUCAACAUUGAGAUGUACCAAAAGCUGCAGGGUUCUGAAGACAGCUUGAAAGAAAAAAAUGAAAUCAUUGCUCGCCUGGAAGAAAAGACCAAUAAAAUCAGUACAGCCAUGAGGCAGCUGGAACAAAGAUUGCAGCAAGCAGAGAAGGCCCAAAUGGAAGCAGAAGACGAGGAUGAGAAAUAUGCCCAAGAGUGUCUGAGCAAAUCCGACAGUCUGCAGAGACAGAUCUCGCAGAAGGAGCAGCAGCUGGUACAGCUGGAAACAGAUUUGAAGAUUGAGAAAGAAUGGAGGCAGACUUUGCAAGAAGACCUUCAAAAGGAGAAAGAUGUCCUAUCUCAUCUUAGAAAUGAGACCCAACAAAUCAUUAGUCUUAAAAAAGAGUUUCUUAACCUCCAGGAUGACAAUCAGCAGUUGAAAAAAAUAUAUCGAGAACAAGAACAGGCUCUGCAAGAACUUGGCAGCAAACUCUGCGAAUCCAAACUUAAAAUAGACGACAUAAAAGAAGCCAACAAAGCAUUACAGGGACUGGUCUGGCUAAAAGACAAAGAGGCAACACACUGUAAGCUUUGUGAGAAGGAAUUUUCACUCUCCAAAAGAAAGCACCACUGUAGGAACUGUGGGGAAAUUUUCUGUAAUGCCUGCUCUGACAACGAGCUGCCUUUGCCUUCUUCACCAAAGCCAGUGCGAGUCUGUGAUUCCUGUCAUGCAAUGCUCAUUCAGAGAUGCUCCUCUAAUGUGCCGUGACACAGGAAUGCAAUCUUCCUGCACAGAGCACCUGCAGUGAGUGUGAGGACCAGUGUAGAGCCGUCCACACUAUACCUCUCCUCCAGCUAACACACAGGAUUCUAAGUUGUAUAGUUAAUACUCUGUUUCUGCACUUACUCAGACUUUAAGAUAGCAUGUUUUGUCACUACUUGGAACAAUCAUUGAACCCUUAAGGAAAGUCCGGAUAGCAGAACUAAUAAUGCACUUUUGCCUUACCCUCUAGAGGCCUUCACGAGAACAAGGCCACAGCUUGUUUGUUCUGAACUGUCAAGUUGGCACUUAGUGGUGCCCGUAAUUCUCUUAAUGCACUUUAAAGCUUCACAAUUCUCAGAGGAAGACUGGAAAUGCACUCACUUUGUGAUAAAAUGCUAACAGAACAUCCUUUUUGACCAUGAACUCAUGGACUUCCUUGCCUCAGCUCUGAAGUACUGGGACCAUAGGUAUGUGCCUCCAUACCAGGCCUGUAUAGUCUUCAUUGUCUGCUAAGAUUCUAACUAUUGUUUCUUCUGCCCUUUCUACAGUGGAAAGAGCCAUUAAUUUUAUCCCAUACCUGCCUACACCUAUCAUAUAGUGGAUGAAAGGACCAGCUCUCCCUCUGCACUUAGGGAAUGUUAACUAUAACCACCAUCCUUGUCACAGAUGCUAAUUUUUGUAAAGGGUUGGACCCCAGAGACACAACAACCUUUCUGAGACGGAUGGAGGGAGACCACAGGCUUUUAGAUUCUAAACAGUAAAAAAAAUAAGAGCAUCUAAAACUCUGCCUAUGCUAUGACUGAAUUAGGUUUCUCCACCCCCCCCCCCCCCUCCUUUAUUAGAAAACUUCUAGGAAACAUUACAUUGCAGUAGUGUUUACACCUACCUACAGUAGAAUUUCACCCUAUGUAUCUAGUACCUUUAUGCUAUGGCCUUAGGCACAUAGUGGUUUCUUAUUUUCUCAAGCAGAAAAAAACAUUAAGUUAAUUAAACCAAGACCAUUCAGGAUCUUAAAUUUAAGUCUUGCACUUUUAAAUCUAUAAACUCUACAGAGAUUUUACAUUCCUAAAGACAGUUUAGUGAUUGAGGAUCUUUUUGUUAUAUUUCAGUAAAUUUUACAAAUUGCCAAAAUUACAAAACCAGUAUUUUCACCAGCUUCUGAGGUAAACUUAAAUUAGAUCUGUCAGAUUUUGAGAUGCCCCCUUUCUGUAAACAGCUACUCAUGUAACCCAAAUUGGCCUUUAAUUUGGUGUGUAGCAGAUGAUGACCUUGAACUGGCUCUCUGACCUCUCCCAGCUGCUGAGAUUACAUCUGUGUGGUGUUUUAUGUGGUGCUGGGGUUGGAACCCCUGGCAUUGUGCAGGUUGGCCAGGUACUCUACCAAUUGAACUCUCCUACCCCCAAAAUGUCAUUUGUUGAGUACUAACAGAAUUAAGAUGGUCAGGUAAGAAAGACUGCCAUAAAUUCAAGGCCAGCUUGGUCCAUCCCUAGAAUUCGAGAUCAGCUACACAUACACACAACACUAUAAAACCAGUGAAAACCUGGCUCAAAAAGUAGAAAAAUAGAAGAAUUUAUCUCCCAUGUUGACAUUUAUUACAUGAGUAACAUAUCUAGCAAUAUCAUCUUGUAUUGAUGGGAUAGACUAACAUUUUUAUGACUGUGGAAAGUGAGCAUAAAUGAAAAUUUCAAAUAUGUGCUUUUUGUCACAAAUAUGGCCUUUGCUGGGGCAGCAUUAACUUGAUCCCCACUGUCUAGGAUGAGGAUAUAUAGCUCAGUGGUAAAAUGUUUGCUUACUAUGUAUGUGUUAAAGCCCUGGGAUCUCAAUCCACGAAGUGGAUAAAAAUCUAAAUUUAGGAUACCCCAUUCAUUAUAAAACAUUCACAACUUUUACUUUGCAAAAAUUUCUGUCAUUCCCUUACUUACCCUAAGCCAGUACUACCACAAAAAUGUAAUCAUGGUGCCAAGGAAUUGUAAUUCUAAUCUGUAAUGUUUUUAAAUAAAUGUCAAUUUUGGAGACAUUAACAAUUAAC
Cricetulus griseus (Chinese hamster) is the source of this 3840-nucleotide messenger RNA. Lineage: Eukaryota; Metazoa; Chordata; Mammalia; Rodentia; Cricetidae. The record is from RefSeq and is a predicted model, not a curated record.